This is a messenger RNA of Penicillium bovifimosum, 1467 nucleotides long. Its product is annotated as putative MFS transporter. Bases 1 to 1467 code for a protein of 488 amino acids. Gene Ontology annotation, biological process: transmembrane transport. Lineage: Eukaryota; Fungi; Ascomycota; Eurotiomycetes; Eurotiales; Aspergillaceae. The transcript has 3 exons. The record is from RefSeq and is a predicted model, not a curated record. Gene Ontology annotation, molecular function: transmembrane transporter activity. Gene Ontology annotation, cellular component: membrane.
AUGGGACAUGCUGAACCCGGCAUGGGUUCACUCAAUGACCAAGAGCCUGACGCAGUCGACGCAGGGCCAACUCUCCUUGAAGAGCAGACCGAGAAGGUUCUCAUCAGAAAAAUUGACCUGCAUGUCCUUCCAUUCGUGGUGUUAUUGUAUCUUUUCAGCUUUUUGGAUCGAGUCAACAUUGGAAAUGCGCGAUUGUACGGCCUUGAAGAGGACUUGGGACUGGUUGGCAACCAGUACCAAGUAGCCGUGUCCAUCCUCUUUGUGACUUACUGUUUCUUCGAGGUUCCCUCGAAUCUUGUACUCAAGAAAUUGAGACCGUCUCGGUAUAUUGCCACGAUCGCAGUGCUGUGGGGGACCAUUGCAACUCUCACAGGCAUAGUUCAAAAUUAUGCCGGCCUGAUCGCUUGCCGAGUUCUACUCGGGGUUGUAGAAGCAGGGCUCUUCCCAGGCUUCAUCACCUACCUUACUCUGUUUUAUAGUAAACGGGAGAUCGCUCUGCGUACAAGCUACCUGUUCAGCAGUGCGGCUGUCGCAGGAGCCUUCGGCGGUUUAUUGGCUUACGGCAUUGGAUUCAUGGAUGGCAUCGCCGGACUGCGAGGCUGGCGCUGGAUCAUGAUCAUCGAGGGGAUCCCGACAGUUCUACUUGGUGUGGUGACUUGGUUUGGGUUGGCAGAUGAUCCGGACACGGCGUACUAUCUCAACAAAGAGGAGCGGGAGCUUGUUGUCCGCCGCCGAAGUCGUUACACCGGCCAGACCGAGUCUGCGCAGAAAUUUCACUGGGCAGAUGUCAAAGAGGGUGUGCUCGAUUGGAAGAUCUGGGCAUUUUCGAUUGGCCAGUUUGGUGUCGAUACGAUGCUCUACGGAUACAGUACUUUCCUUCCUACCAUCAUCAAGGGCAUGGGCAGAUGGACGACCGCUGAGGUCCAGGCCUUGACGAUUCCUUGCUACGCACUGGGCGCAAUUGCAUAUCUGAUAAUUGCCUGGUUGAGUGAUCGUACCCAACAACGUGCCCUCUUCAUCUGUCUCUUCAGCAUCAUCUCGGUCGUUGGCUAUGGUAUCCUGAUUUCGGAUUCGUCUUCGGGUGUUCAUUACUUCGGUGCCUUGAUGGUCGCCCUGGGGCUAUACGUUGCAGUCGGCUUACCCCUAGCCUGGCUCCCUACGAACUUGCCGCGAUACGCAAAACGCACCUAUGCCACCGGCCUGCAGCUUACCUUCGGAAACAUCAGUGGAGUCAUGUCCCCUUUCCUGUAUCCCAAUUCGGAAGGCCCGCGCUUCGUCCGUGGUAACGCUGUCACGUUGGGGUUAGUUGGAUUUGCAGGCGUUGUAUAUGCUGGCAUGUGGUACUGCUACCGAACAAUCAACAGACGCAGAGCUCAGGGUCUGGAGGAUGAGAAGGUCUCGUCUUUGUCGGAACAGGAGAUCCAGGAAAUGGGUGAUCGAAACCCCAGGUUCCUAUACACCUUAUAA